AUGCAGUUUGCUUCCCAGUACCCGACCAUGGUAUCGGCCCCUCCAGGCCUCCCCAAACCACCACCAAGAUUUUGUAUCCUUUGGCCCGGUGGAAUGUGGACGCCACUUAUCCCACUUGACGAGUUGCCCGGCUGGUUGGAAUUUGGCAACUGGGGUCCGGGUUUCUCACUGGGACAGUAUCCAGUCUCAAUGACUUAUAUUCCGCGAAACAAAGAGUACGAAUUUGUCUGUCGAAACUGUUCUCACAGCGUUGAUUCCUUAGACCAAAGCAUGCCAGAGCGUGAAGCCUCAGUGGCUGGUAAUGCCAAACCUUGUCCUGCACCACCCGGCUCACCACCACCUGAGCAGUCAUCUCAUGCUUCUCUCCCUGAAUUAAUUGCGUCAAUUGCCAUAGGCUAUCCAUUUUCCAUGUUGGGACACCCACCAUUCAAUGCAGUCCUUCAAGCGCCUUUCGUGGGUAUGUGUCUGGUUGACAUGCAAACAAUGCAAUCCAACUCUACAGGAUCCAAAUCUGCAGGCGAUUCGUCUUCUCCAGGUCGACAAAUGAGUAUGGAGAAUGCUUCGCCGCCCCAUGUCUUCGGUCCGGAGAGAAUGGAUGCACAACCCGUUGCAGCUGAUCUUGCUGGUGCAGCCAGAGACUUGGGCACUUUCGGUGCUGGUAGCCCAGGUCUCUCCUUGUCUCCCUCAGAAAACAUUCACAGAUGGAAUACCUCGCAUGCUCACGGUGUGGAAUCGCCUGAAAAGCCCCAGCGUGUUAGCUCAUUACGAAGCGAGAGCGUUGCCUCCACUCGAUCUCUUACAGCCGCGGUGGCCAUCCUCCGGAUGAACAGAAUUCAAGCACGACGGCUCACUCGUGGAAGCAGUUUGUGUGCAACAAUCAGUGUCACAAGUACAGCAAGUUGUCGCUCCAUUGUCUCGAUCUCAAAAGUCUCCAAAGAUAUCAAGGGCCCUUCAAUCUCUGUGCUUUCAAAGCACAGACGCAAGGUCCAGCUGCGUCGCCGGCGUGCACAACUGAACAAGACAUCCAAAUCUCCACGAUCCACACUCUCAUUGUUGAUGCCCAAGCCAAAGCCAGAACAGCCAAAUUCAGCGACCAAGAGACGCGAUCGCCGUGAGCGUAUGAAGCGGGGAAGAAAGCAAUCCGAUCGUGGCAAACAACCAUAUUACAACAAGAUGCGAAACCCAAAUUGGAAACCGGGCAUGUCCAAGCACUGA
Molecule: messenger RNA, 1215 nt
Organism: Penicillium soppii
Lineage: Eukaryota; Fungi; Ascomycota; Eurotiomycetes; Eurotiales; Aspergillaceae
Exons: 1
Coding region: 1-1215 (404 amino acids)
Source: RefSeq, a predicted model, not a curated record